Molecule: messenger RNA, 3030 nt
Organism: Lepidothrix coronata (blue-crowned manakin)
Lineage: Eukaryota; Metazoa; Chordata; Aves; Passeriformes; Pipridae
Gene: LIN52
Product: lin-52 DREAM MuvB core complex component
Exons: 6
Coding region: 23-361 (112 amino acids)
Biological process (GO): regulation of DNA-templated transcription
Cellular component (GO): DRM complex
Source: RefSeq, a predicted model, not a curated record
GGAGUCACGCGGGGCGGGCGCGAUGGCGGCUCCCGCGGACGGCGCCGACCUGGAGGCCUCGCUGCUGAGCUUCGAGAAGCUGGACCGCGCCUCCCCGGACCUGUGGCCUGAGCAACUGCCCGGGGUUGCCGAGUUCGCCGCCUCCUUCAAAAGCCCCAUUACAAGUUCUCCUCCCAAGUGGAUGGCUGAAUUAGAAAAUGAUGAUAUUGAUAUGUUGAAGGAGUUGGGGAGCCUCACUACAGCUAAUCUGAUGGAAAAAGUUCGUGGCCUGCAGAACUUGGCUUAUCAGCUGGGACUAGAUGAAUCUAGAGAAAUGACUCGAGGGAAAUUCCUGAACAUCCUAGAGAAACCCAAAAAGUAGCUGCUGCAUCUAGUGUUUGGACGAAAAUACGCCAACUAGGUCAUUUUAUGUACUGCGGAUACAGAUGAAGCCCAGAACUUCUAAGAAGAAAAAAGCUCUUGCUCUAGACCUUCAGAAGCAAACAUUUAUUUUUGCUUCCACAGCUCAUCUCUUCAUGGGGGAAAAUGUACGGCAUACACAGGUCACAAGGACUGCGGAUGGUUGUGUUGGAAUUUGGACUUAUCUGACCAUAGAAUGUCCAACCUGACGUGCUGUGACACAGUUACCUGUUUUAAUCAGCUGUUCAAAGUGAACAACUAGAGUCUUUGUUCAGCUGCUCUCAGGGGCAGCCCCUGUUUGAAGUACACAGCAGAUCCGACUCUGGCUGGUGUGCAUCGUGAGGCAUUGACCCUUUUGUGUGUCUUUUGUAUCAGAUGCAUUGAUUUCCUGUGUGUGACUUCUGUGCUAAAGGGUUUGAGCAUAGUUUGGGGUGUGGAUUAACCAAUACUGGUUCAGCAGGAGCAUAUGCUUUUAGUGUAGAAGCCGAGUGCAGUCUCUGCAUUAGAUUCCAGUUACUCACUGCCUUCAGAGAAGCAUGUCUGGUACUCCAAGGCAGACCCUCGGUAUGCCAGGAGCUUCAUUUCCCGGCUAAACGGUUCUCUAGUGAAACUGAGACUGACAGACCACUGUAAGCAGUGUUACUGUGCCAGGAAGGAAAAUAUUCUCGCAGAAGCUUUGCCCAGUACACAAAGAAACAGCUUUGUCAGUCCACUGCAAUUCUCUACUUCUUACAGAGCUAGAAACUGGGAAGAGUUACAAAGUUGAAAAGUGCUAAUAUUUUCAGUUAGCACUCUGAGAAAUGGCAACAGCCACAUUGCAAGGAUGGUCUGCCUAUACAGACCCUUAGCAUUUCUGAAAAUAACAUUUUGUGGUAUCUUUAAUUACUUAUAUACCUCAAAAUGUUCUUCUCCUACAAAACCAGAAUUUUUAAGACAGAAAUUUCUGUGACCUGGUCCCUUUCAGCACACUGUUUUGGGCUUUAUUCAUCUUACAGUUUAAUGCCUUUUCCUUCUGUUCAUGCACUUUUACGUGUUCACCCCUUAGAAGAGGUAAAGAGCAUGUUCAGACUUUGUUUUAUUUAAGAGAAUAAUUUCUUUUGUUUCAUCCUCUUUCCUUUUCCUAGAAAACAACAUUUUAAGCAUUAGUAAAUAUGUUCUUUUAGGGUACAAUAUAAUGUGGAAACACUGGGUGAAGAGAAGGGUUUUUUCUCUAUUUCGAAAUGUUAUUUUUAUCAUGCAGGCUUUUCAAAAUUUGUCAUUUCUCAGUAGUCACAUAUGAGAAGAGAAAUUACUUGGAAAUAGUACAUGUAAUAGGCUGUCCUUAGAGCCCUGCAUUUUUCUGGGUUUGCAGGGAGAGGAGACUCUUUUCAGGUGCAUGUGCAAUAAAGAGAGGGAGAUUUUUUAAAUCAAAUAGACUUCUGUGAGUUUUUACUAAAUUGCUGAUGACCCUUUGGUUUGCUGUCUGUGGUCUUGGUUAUUGCCAGUCAGAACUGGGCUUGUUUUGGACAGCUCCUGUUAACUAAGUUUAAGUAGUUAGAUCCCACAUGCUGGAAAGACCUGCACAAAUACUGAAUAUUUAGGAAUGUCAGGAGUCUGAUUUUAAAAUUAACAGAGUUAUUCCUGUGCUUCACAAUUUAUGCAGGGCUGAACUAAACAGAAACUCCUUCCCUUGAGAAUAUGAGAGUUAAGUCAAAUGAAUGAGAAGCUGAAAGUGGUAGUUCAGAAACAGAAAAAAACCUGAUGGUUCAAACUGAUGUUGAUGUAUCUUUAAGCAUUGAAUUAUACAUUUUGAAUGCAAAUUUAAAUUUGUAUACUAUACAUAUAAUAUAUUUAGGAUGACAUAAUGAGAUACUUCAUCUGUAUCACCAAUAUGAGUUUGUGCAUUUUUUAGAGGUUUGUUGGUCCAACACAUUAAUUGAGAUCUGAAAGGAGAAUAUAUGGAAGCCUGUUAUGGAAGUAUAUGUAUAUUUUCUGAUAUGUGCUGUAAGGAAUUUCAAACUUUAGGUAGUUUUUAGUAACAUACAUAUGUUCUUAAAAAAUAAAAAGAAAGAAAAAUCUCCUUUUACCAUAUGCAGUACUUAUCUUCUACAGGGCAGCCAUUAACAUAUGCUUUAGAAUUGUGAUAUUUCUUGGUUUUGUACUUGUCAUCUGUAGAGAGGAGUCAGUGAUUUUUUUUUUUUUUUAUUGACAAUAUUUAUAUAUAUUUUUGUGUGUUAGCCAGAGAAUUUUUUUCUGUCUGGUAUUGCUGUGUGGUUUGAUAAUACACAAAUGCAAAGCUCAGAAGUUUGUCUGGGUUUCCAAAAUAGCCCUCUGAGAUGCAAAAGCUUUUGCUUGGCCACCUAGGCAAUACUCUUCCUCAGGCUCUUCUUCACUCAUCUGUGUGCCACCAUCUCAGGGUUUGGCCUGUGGAUGUUCCAUUCCCAUUAAUAAAUAAAUAUUUGUCAGUGUCCAAAUGGUACUAAGGGUUUUCAUACCCUUUUGAACCCUAUUUUUUCCUUGAAUGGCAUCUUUCCUGAUAUCCAUGCAGUUAUAUAUCUAUACAAGGAAAUCUGAGUGACUUCUUGUUACUGGUAACCUUCUGUAUUUUGAAAGAAAAAUUAAAUUUUGAUAAAUGAUGGAAAUGAAGAGUGU